AUGGAGGCUGGCCUACUCUUCUACCAAGGAAAGAUUGUGGUCCCUGACGUUGGAACAUUAAGGAUGGAUCUACUACGUAUAUUUCACAACAGCCCCUUGGCAGGACAUCCGGGAAGACAGCACGCUCUAGAGCUAGUAUCAAGGAACUACUACUGGCCCGGCAUCCGCGCUGAUACGUACUGGCAUGUGGAUUCCUGCAAAAUAUGCCAAUGGAUCAGGAAACCUAAAUAUGCGUCUAUUCCCCCUCAGCCUCUUGAAGUCCCUGUUAGACCCUGGCAGCAUGUGUCUUACAACAUGAUAGUAGAUCUACCAAAGGAUGGAAGCAACAACUCAAUCCUGGUAAUUGUCAACAGCUUCACAAAGUACAGGAUAUUUGUAAAAUGCUCCAAAAAACUCAAGGCACCCAAGUUAGCAGAACUAUUCCUGGAAAACGUAUGGAAGCGCCAUGGCAUGCCGGAAAAAACCAUAUCCAACAGAGGAAGAGUCUUCAACAACAAGUUCUUAAGGGCCCUGUAUAAACGCCUUGGCAUUGACCCACACUUCUCUUCCGCCUAUCACCCCCAGAGCAACGGACAAAUGGAACGCGUCAAUCCCUCCAUCAAACACUUCCUCAGGGCUUACUCAGGGGUAAACCAAAGGGACUGGACCAGAUGGCUCCCAAUGGCAGAGUUUGCGUACAACAAUGCCGUACAUAGCAGCAUGGGCAAGACCCCUUUCAAGGCCUUGUAUGGAUGGGAGCCUACCUUAACCCCUUUGAACGUACCAACAGACGUGCCAGAAGCAGACAAUCUGGCCCAGACAAUGGAGGCUCAGUGGAAGGAAGUGGAGUUGGCACUCUGGCAAUCUAAACAACAAAUGAUGGCCGGGGAAAGUGGAAGCCCAACAGAGUUUGAGAUUGGAGAAGAGGCUUGGCUAGACGCCAAGAAUGUCAACCUCAAAACCUUGAGCCCCAAGCUAACGGAACAACGCCUGGGGCCAUUCAAGGUUAUUGAGAAAAUCUCCGACCGGGCUUACCGCCUAGAACUCCCCCCAACAAUGCAGAUCCACAACGUGUUCUAUGUAGGACUCCUAUCUAAGGUCAAAAGGGAUGAGAAGCGCGCCUUUGAGAAUUGCCCUCCACCAGUCACUGUGGACAGAGAAGAAGAAUACAAGGUGGAAGGGAUCACCAAUGCUGAAGAAAGGAAUGGAAAGUGGUUUUUCUGA
Molecule: messenger RNA, 1203 nt
Organism: Rhizoctonia solani
Lineage: Eukaryota; Fungi; Basidiomycota; Agaricomycetes; Cantharellales; Ceratobasidiaceae
Product: Retrotransposable element Tf2 protein
Exons: 1
Coding region: 1-1203 (400 amino acids)
Biological process (GO): DNA integration
Molecular function (GO): nucleic acid binding
Source: RefSeq, a predicted model, not a curated record